Messenger RNA from Nicotiana tabacum (common tobacco), 1890 nucleotides. The record is from RefSeq and is a predicted model, not a curated record. Lineage: Eukaryota; Viridiplantae; Streptophyta; Magnoliopsida; Solanales; Solanaceae.
AUGGAAGGAACUCAGAAGAAAGUGGAAUUAGAAUUGCAGCAGUGCUUACGCAAUACUAAUGGAGGUGAUGGGGCUACCUUAACUCAAAUGCAAGAAGCAGUAACAUGCUAUAAUCCAUCAACUACAAAGGAAAUGGUCACGAUAAAAACCAGUGCUAAGAUUGUGGUUCCUAAAACUACCAGGAAUCAGUUAAUCAAUCAAGAAAAUUAUGAAGAAGAGGAGCAGACACAAAGGGCAAAAGGAAGAGAUAUGGAUGCAGAAUCUACUACACAGAACUUCGUAAAUGUUGCUAGACAAGGUGAUAUCUCACCUAGACAUAUGGAGAAAGAUUACUUUAAAGAUGACCAAACUGAUGACCACACAGAGUUCAUUAUUUCCAUUGUCUAUGCUAAAUGUGAUGCAAGAGAAACAAUUGAGUUGUGGGACACUUUGUAUUCCUUGGCUAAUGAUAUGGUUUUACCCUGGCUUGUGGGUAGAGAUUUUAAUGUGAUAUGGGAUGAAGAAGAGAAAUUUGGGGGCCUCCCAGUUAAUAUAAAUGAGAUUGAUGAUUUUAGACAUUGUAUAACCACAUGCAACCUUUUUGAUCUUGGCUUCAAAGGAAGCAUAUCCACAUGGUGGAAUGGGAGAUCUGAAGAAAACUGCAUAUUCAAAAGGCGAGACAGAUGUUUAGGCAACAUGGAGCUUCAACAACUUUGGCCAGGCUUGGAGAUAAAUCACCUAUCUAAGAUUGGCUCAGACCACAGCCUAAUGCAUCUCACAUAUAAUCCUAGUACUGGUCAGAUCAAAAAAGCCUUUAGAUUCUUAAAUUUCUGGAUCAAACAUGAGUCAUUCUUGAAUGUAGUUAAGGAGCAUUGGCAGGCAGACUUCCAUGCAAGUCCAUUCAUACUUUUUAACCACAAGAUGAAGAAACUGAAGAAAGCUCUUUCUACAUGGAGCAAGGCCUCGCUUGGUGAUAUAUUUCAAAGGAUAGCCAGCUUGGAGGAAGUGGUGAAGGUGCAUGAGACACAAUUUAAAGUGAAUCAAACUGUACAAAAUCGUGAAAGGAUCCAAAUGGUGCAAGCAGAUCUUAUUCGAGUGUGGCCUUUGGAAGAAGAAUUUUGGAAACAAAAAGCAGGCAUGGCUUGGUUCAAAGAUGGAGAUAGAAAUACUAAAUUGUUUCAUGCUCAUGUUAAUGACAAAAUAAGGAAGCUACAACUAAAAAGAAUACAAGACAUGAAUGUGAAUUUGUUGGAAGAUCUAUCAGCUAUUGCAGAUGAAGCUGUUCUUUUCUUCCAGCAGCAAUUUCAUGAAUCCACAAUUCCUACUGACUUUAGGAUAUUGGAUCAUGUCCCAGUAAUGUUAAAUGAAGUGCAGAACUUUGAGAUUACAAUGCAGCCAACAAUUGAGGAAGUGAAGAAGGCUGUGUUUGGUUUGAAUGGAGACAGUGCAGGGGGACCUGAUGGAUUCAAUGGUAAUUUCUUUCAUGCUUGUUGGGAAAUCAUUGGGGGGGACAUACUAGACAUGGUGCAGGAUUUUUUCUGUGGGCAGGAACUACCCAAAUUUGUGACUCAUACAAGUUUAGUCCUACUACCUAAGAAGAAGGAUGUCCAGAACCUUUCAGAUUUAAGGCAAAUUAGCUUGAGUAAUUUCUCUAAAAAAAUCAUAUCAAGGGUUAUUCAUGAGAGGGUAGUGGAUAUAAUUCAUAAUAUUAUAUCUGAUGAGCAAGAAGGGUUUGUAAAAGGUAGAAGUAUUGAUGAGAAUGUAUUACUCACUCAAGAAAUAAUCACUGACAUUAGAUUGAGGACAAUGGCAGGCCCUAAUGUAAUUCUAAAAUUGGACAUGAUGAAGGCAUAUGAUCGACUCACCGGGAUUUUUCUCACAAAGAUCUUGAGGAAAAUGGGAUUAACUUAA